This is a messenger RNA of Porites evermanni, 4532 nucleotides long. NCBI's taxonomy places the organism in Eukaryota, Metazoa, Cnidaria, Anthozoa, Scleractinia, Poritidae. The record is from the annotation of a GenBank genome assembly.
AUGGCGUACUAUGGUCAACCUCCACCUCACCAACAGCACGAUCAAAAUUUCUUGUGGAACGUUUUCCAGAGGUAAAGCUUAAGUCCUCAUUUGUUGAAGAAGAAUAACUGAUAUGUUAGUUGACCAUUAAUGUGGGUCUUUUAGGGUGGAUAAAGAUCGGAGUGGAGCGAUAUCUACAAACGAACUUCAACAGGCCUUGUCAAAUGGUACGAUCUCACUUACUUUUAAGAAAAAAAUGUAAAACAAAUCAUAGAAUAAGACUUUGUUCUCGUAAAUUCAAACUGCCUGUUUGAAUUACAGAAAAAAGAGUUCUUCUCCUAUGAUAUAUUUUUUUUUUCGUAAAAAAAAAAAACUUUUUCUAAAUUUAGAGAUUCGCAGCAAUCUCGAGUUUAGAGUGUAAGCUAGAUGACUUUCAAACGUUUUCGUUUUAUGUCACUUUUUUAAACAUAGCAAUCUCAUUGAUCCUCCGUCUUGUUUAUCAACAGGAACAUGGACACCUUUUAAUCCGGAAACUGUGCGACUUAUGAUCGGUUUGUGUUUGAACUUUCUGUUUUGGCACCUGGUCACAGCAGCUGAUGCAGAAAUGUCCCGCUUUCUGCAUCAAAAGUCAUUUUUAAGCUCAUACCUUAUGAGUAAAAAGAAAACAGUAAAUCUGCAGUAAAAAGCUCCAGCUUUUUUCAAAUGCUGUAAUUUCGAGGCUAGCUGUUUGAUUGCUUGUACAGUCAAGACAUUACACCAGUUUUGUGCCAAAGCAAAAAAAAAAAAACAACAAAAAUAAUAAUAAUAUUAAAAUAAAUAGUAAUAAUAAUAAUAAUCAAACAUACUGUGCCAUGCUAAUGGCUCAGUCAGCUUUUAAUAGGCAUUUCCACUCUCCCAUGGGCAUUUGAUAUCCCCAGUGAGGCUAGACUUACCCCGCAAGCAGUGGUUUCUCCAGGCCAGACGCUACGGGAGAGAAAGUUUCUCUCCGGUAGCGUCCGGCCUGGAGAAACCACUGCUCGCAGGGUAGGCUAGACUGUGAGUGGUCAUCUUUUUUUCCUCAGAGCAUUGCAUGACAAGCGAAAAAAUAAAAAUAUUCAGCACAAAUAAUUAUAAAUGGUAAAAAGGAGGAGAGAUUGGGACAGAGAGGGAGAAAAGGAUGACCAUUCGACCAUGGAGGUUUUAUUGUGUUUUGAAUUUCUGUUUCAAUGAAAUGAAAGUUCCUGCUUGGUCAGCUGCUUGUCAAUCUGUCAAAAAAAAAAUAUCAGUCUCUUGGGAGUCCAGGUUUUGCUGUACUGCCGCUAGCUGGCAAACAAACACGGGUCAAGAACGGCACUCCAGUUUCCAAAUUCUUUUUGAACACUUCAUUUUGCACAAAAUUAUUCAUUAAAGAACGUUUUUGUUCCAGAAUUCUUUAGAGUUCACUGAUAGAGAUGUGUUUAUUUUACAGUGGACUGAAACGCUUGUUGAAAUGUAACCUUUGUUCUGUUCUGUGGUUGUUUACAGUCAAUGUCUAAAUGUUGUUUUCCAGGAAUGUUUGAUAGAGACAAUAAUGGAACUAUUACCUUUAAUGAGUUUUCAUCCCUUUGGAAGUACAUAACAGAUUGGCAGAACACUUUUAGAAGUUAUGACAAAGAUAAUUCAGGAACCAUUGACAAGAGAGAGCUACAAACAGGUGUUAACCAGUUCUAUUGAACUUAACCAUAAUAAGAUUAUUAGGGAUUGCUACCUCAGUUAGCUUUCCUUCCUACCGUUAAUAUAUUCAGUACUAGAUAAAGGUAUCUCACAAACCCUUGUGAAACAAGGGUUGUUUACCAUUUACGAAAAGCUUUCUUGAAAAUCUGUUUAGAAAGCAAAAGGAACAUGGCCUUUGAGGUCAUUCCAGUGGAAAAUUUACCCAGGGCAAGAGGGCAAGCACAUUUCUGAAAAGGUAGUCCUGUUUGUGCAGACGGAAUAUAUCCAAAUGGAAAUCGUAUUCCAUUGCUUCAAAGCCAUCUUUAGUACCAGAAAUAAAGAUAAGUGGCAAAAAACAUGACUCUUUGCAUAAUUCAGUUAGGAUUAAAAGCGCAAAAUCAAUAAAUAUUUGUUUAGUCAGUUUGUUACAGAACCAGUUGAUCCCAUGAGCCUAAGAUUAGUUAAUGGGGGUUGUGACUCCAAACUUUUCUAAAUAACAUCCACUCUGCAUAGCAGUUGUGUCUUACUGCAUAACAAAUAAUAACAGGAGUAAAAAAACUGCAGAAAGUUGCUAACUGAUACUACAGCUGUGAUUAUUUCUGACAAUCUUUUCGAAGACAAAUUUUUGAAUACUUAUGACUAUGCUAGUCAGAGUGAAUGUGAUUCAACAUUUCUUGCCUUGUUAAUCUGAAACAUUAUUCUUUUCCUUUUUUAGCUCUGACAAGUUUUGGUAAGUAAAAUGUGAUGCUUGGAAAUUAUAUUGUCCACUAAUGUUCACUAAAGUGUAAACUUUGAUAUCAGAGUACAUAUUCUCCCCACUGUUCUUCCUAUGUUUCCUAUGGUACUGAUGAGGAGAGUUUGUUUAACAAUCAAGACCUUUUUCCAUUGUUGAUCAUGUCCUUUUUUCUCAUGACCUUUGUGUGCUACCAGAAGGAGAAAUGAAAUGUUAGUCACUCUUAAUGGUUUUUUAAAAGGGCUAAACUGUCCAAUCUUGGUAUUGGCUGACAUUUGCUAGCCUGUCAAUGAUGAAGGGGACAUUUGGGUUUAUGGUAUUGCAGUAUUAAGGUUUUUUCAAGUGGUAUUUCAGUAAUUUAUAUUUUAAUGUGUGUUACUGCAGUAUCAUCUAGCCCUAUGAUAUGCUGUUUUUAAUCCUUUUGGCUGACGGUAUUCUGCAAAAGAAGAUCCUUCAUGGUAUUAUACCAUUCAUUUGUGCUCUCCUGUUUAUUUCACUAUUUGCCAAUUUAUAUUUUUUAUUUAUUGUUAGUUAACGGGCAUCUAUUCUGUGCUAUUACCUGUUUCUCGGGGAAAAAGCCAUUUUUUUCAGAUUUCGAUUAACUCCUUGAAUCCUGUCUUUAGCAGUCUUGUGGUACGAAGUGGUAUUAAUUCAUUGCUGCAAAACUUUGCGUAUUUGCAGGUUACAGAUUGUCAGAGAGAUUCUAUGGUAUUCUGAUAAGAAAGUUUGACAGAAGUGGACGUGGAGUAGUCAAUUUUGAUGACUUCAUUCAGUGCUGUGUUGUGAUCCAGGUUAGUGUGGCAGUGUAGACUUGUUCUAAUCCUCUGACUUGUGGAAAUUAUGCAAGUUUACUUGAUAAUAAAAUAUUUUAACCCCAUUUUCCACCUAAAAAAGUAAUAUAUGAAAAUAAGUAUAAAAUAUAGUUGAUUUUUAUAGUUUACAAUAGGCGCUAUGCAGCUUGUCAUUCACGUUGUAUAAAACUGUCAUGCUAGAGAGCAAGAGAUGCGCCGGUACAAGACUAACAAGAAAAAUAGGCCUUUUGCAUUAGUUGAUCACGUGAUCAACUUUCUGUAAACAUGAAAACAGCUCACGUUUGAAAAAUUUUGUUAGCAGGAACUGAAGGAGCACAUUAAAAUUAGGUAACCUGUAGAUUUUCAGCCGUAUAUCUCAAAAUUAGCUAUCUCCAUGGCCACCAUGUUUGCCCAUUGAAAUUGUGAAAACAUAACCCCACAAAAUACUGUCUUGCCAAAGUCAAGAAAUUAAGUACUAAUAAGGUAUUUUAUUACUUGGGUUCAUACUAGACAACUAAAUCUGUCUUAGAAUUUUCCAAAGUUCAGUUAAUUUAUGUGCAAUUUUUGAAUUAGGAGCGGCAAACCCAAAGGGACUAAGUCAAUCUUAAGUUUCUUUCAAACACUACUUAAUGCUUGCCUAGGUAACAUGUUAAGUCAAUAUAUAUUUUUUAUUGGCACAACCUGCCAAAAAAAAAAUUUGUGCCUGGCGGACCACAUCAAAUUCAAUUUUUCACUGUAUUCCACCGGACGUCUCCUUAUGUCUGUCUUUGGCAAAUCCUUAUCUGCAGAGGGGAAGUGACAAAUAGGAGGUUUUCACUCUCCUGUGCCAAGUCUCCAAUCAUUCUUUCACAGAGAAACAUGAGGUUUUGCUAUGUUAUGCAAAUUAAGCAAAACCACCAUUGCGGCAAUUAUAGUGAUCUUAAGGCCUCUUGAUCUCAUCUUUUUCUAGGUUUCUGUUAGUAACUGUCUUGGGGCAAACCAAAGAAAAAAGUGUUUAUCACUUAUCGUAAUGAAAUUUGACAGGUUGGCAUGAAAAGAAUUUUUUCCAUCUGAAUGAUUAAGCAUACUUCAACUGACUUAGGUUGACUUGAGCUUAGUCUGCUUAACGCCUACUUAGUGUCUAGUGGGAACUCAAGUAUUGUUUUCUUUAAAUGGAAAAGACUAGUGGUGUAUCCCAUUUACUACCCAGAUUUGAAAUUAAUGCAAGUUUAUUGAAAUCGUCUAUCUUUUGCUUCCUUUUCUAGAUGUUGACAAAUGCUUUCCAAGGCUUUGACACAAAUCGAAAUGGAUGGAUAACCAUCAACUAUGAGCAGUUUUUGUCUUUAGUGUUUAGUCUGAAAACUUAGUCAAGAACCAUA